AGACUUUACCAUGUGAACUGAUUCCAUUAAUGCUUGUGACAAUUGUGACAAAAGUGAGGUCGAGUUGGUUUAAAGCUUACUGAUAUAAGACAUGCAGCAAUACACACGAACUAGUUGCUUUGGAUUCUGGCUGAACAUCAGACUUCUUUCUUAUGGCACGAAAACGACCAACAUUUUCAAAGAUCUUUUUCGAGGAUUUACAUUAAAGCACCUUGCAGAAUCUUUUCUUGGUCGUGAAAUGAAAAAAGUUCAGUCGUGUGAUGAGUUGACAGAUCAACAAAAAAAGACACGUAUUGAGUGGAUUAUUGCAGAACUACAAGACAAUGAUAUUUUACCUUACAACUAUGUGUACGACAGAGAUCGCUUAGUAAUCGGUGACCAGGAGGAGAUAUCCUGGUUCCUUUGGAAUCUAGUAAAAUACGACAUUCGUGAAACGUGGGACAAGACAGGAAAGUACCAUGCCAACGAGUUUAUGAUAUUAAACGAGUCCUAUUCCUGGAUACCACAACCCAGACCAGAGAGUCCAGGCUACACUGAUGGUAACAACUACUCCUACAAACAAAUGCAAAAUCAGGAAAAGCAGCGAAAAUUGAAAGACAAGAAAAAGAAGAUGAAACCCGAAGAAUCAGUCAUUGAGGCGAUACAAAUAUAUAUCGAUCAUGAAGGUUCAAGUGGCAAACGAUCACCACCUCUCAACGAUAUUGAAGAUCUCUCCGACACAAGAAUACUCCUCAGAUUAAUAAACGCUCUCUUCCCCUCCACUUUUACACCUGAGGUCCUCCUUAACGACAGAUGGACAAUAAGACUAGCACUGGAUUUAGUGGGUGAGAUGAUGGGAGUCGACCACAAGGUGGACAGUGAGGACCUGGUCCACUGUGAUCUCAUGGCUAUCUGCGCUUUCUUUAUUGCCCUCCUCAUGAGAGGUCUUCAGUUCAAACAGGCACUUGCUGUCGUCAACCGAGUAGAUUCGCUGCAAGACAAGUUAGUUCUAAACACAAAAGCACUGGAAGAGUUACCCAACAUCGCACAGUCUCUUGACAUCAUCAGACAGAAGAAGGAGUACACACUGAAGAUAGAGGUUAUUGGAAAGGAGCUGUCAAAGUUGGAGGGCGUUCAUGAGGUCCCCAAAAUGAGGAGCUGGUCCAAGAAACUGUCAGUUCUUCAAGCACAGGUAAACGAGGAUAUAAGUACGAAGAUAAGGGACAGGUUUGAAGUAACGGACGUUCCUCGCUCCACGACUAUUAACAGUCUGGUAAAGUUCAUGUACAUCAACCUCAACCUUACUACAGGUGUCGCAUUCUACACAAGCAACUGCAAAGAGGUUGUGUCACCAGAACGGAAGUUAAUCCUGUAUGAUCUUAAAAAGAAAGAGUUCUUCGACGACUUCUCCGGAGCUGAGAACUGUAGCCAGUCAGUGAGACAGCUUCUUAAUAUUCCUUCACGGGAGAUUGUGGAGGUUAAGAGUGACCAGUACGAGGACAAAUUUAUAAUCUACUACGAGAGUCCGUCCAGAAACAAACUUCUCAAAGCAGGAUCCAAGCUUCUGUACCAGGUAUUUCCAGGAUCACCCACCCAGUGCGAGAGAGCCCUCUUCAAAGCAGUUAAAAGUGGAGAGUUGGACACUGUCGAGAAACUCAUUCGUUUCUACAAGUGUGAUCCUUCCUUCGUGAACGCUACUUAUCGUGAUACUGGCAACAGUUCACUGCAUUUUGCGGUGAAAGGAGCACACUUCAAGAUAGCACUGUUUUUGUUGGAAUCAGGUGCGGGUGUGAACAUGCAGAACAAGAUACUGCAGACACCUCUUUUCUUAGCGGUUGAAGCUUUAGACCGGCAAAUGUCAAGUUUACUAAUAGAAUGGGGAGCAGACAUCUACAUAAAGAACAUCAACAACAUAGACGUGGUCAAACUGUCACGUAACGACGCUCUUAAAGAGUUCCUCUUGAUAAAGUACGACCAGAUAAAAACGCUCCAAGCAGCUAUAGCUGCAGGAGAUGACGUGGCGCUUAUCACGGCAGUUACUAACCACCACCACAACCAGCGGCCCUUCGCCUCCCUGCGCAGUCGCAUGUUUAACGGGUUGACGCUGGUCCAUGUGGCGGCAAAGUUCGGUGCUAUUCCUGUGUUGGAGCUGCUACUUGAGCACAGGUUAGAGAUAGAUCUAAAGGACGAUAAAGGGAAGACAGCCCUACACUACGUACACGACCUCCAAACUGCGGGAAUGCUGCUAGAAGCGCGCGCGGACGUGACCUGCGCAGAUAGCGAGGGUAACACACCCCUUCACACGCUGUGUCUGGGUAAUAGUGUCCAGGGCGACGACCAGAUAAUUCAGCUCGAUGUUGGAGAGUUAUUCCUUGAGAAUGGAGCCUCAGUGCUGGCCAGGAACAACAAGGGGCUGCUUCCAGUUCACUGCUGUGCUAUUCAGGGAAGAGCAGACUACAUAAAGUUGAUACUGGGUGUUGGAGGAAGUGAGCUACGAGCAGAACUUGACAACGAGGAGCGAUCUGUCAUCUCCAUGUUGCGUCUCUCCACUGAAGCUGGACACUGGAAGUGCUCAGAAUGGCUCCUGAAAAACUCCUUCAGAUUCAAGGAGGGAGAAGGGGAGAAGAUUCUAGAGAACUUGUUAUCUCAGAAGAUAAGCCACACAAAUCCGCAGGAGACCGUUAACUUCCUGAUCGAUCUGGGAACUGAUCCGUGCUACAAGAAUCCUAAAACUGGAAAUCAGCCGUUACACUACGCAUCUAAAGAUCCUAAAUUUGCGGAAGUAUUGUGUUUGCUGAUGGAUAUGGGGGCGGAUAUAGAGGGUGAGAAUAGUGAGGGGGAGACGCCCCUUUUCUCUGCCGUCAAGAGCAACAACUUCCACGCGGCUCAGCUUAUCAUUGAGGCUGGUGCUAACAUCAAUCACAAGAAUAAGAUGUUACUUACCUCUUUCCAGUUGAUUGAGGACUACGAUGAGUGGAUAAACAGUGGCACACUCAGUGAAAACCACAAGAACCUGUUACGGGGCCUGUCUCUGGAACAAAACCAACAAACUAUCAAGUCCAUAAUGAGAGUGGUCCGGAGUAACGAGGCCCGACCUGUAACCUCUAAUAAACCUACCCCUUCCUCACAAAGACAGCGCACCAUGGUCAGCAUCAAGUGAGGGAGAUCUGUAGGUUAUAUAUAUAUAUGUAUGUGUAGUUUAGUCACGUGGUUUGAAAACGGUGUCACGCGUGAUUUCCUGGAGAUAUUGCGUGUUUUUCUUUUGAGAAGAUGCCUGAUUUUAGGUUUAUGGACUUUUUAUCCAUGAAAAAUCUUUGAGAGCUGUAUUUUAUUUUCGGAAUUUUUUCCCUCGAAAGAAUUAGUUCAAAUACAUAUUAUACAGCUAUGAGAUGAUCCAUAAUUCGCGUUUUUAGAUGACUGUAUAGAUAAUAGAUAUUUUAGAUUAAUUUCGUUUUAGUUUUAGGUCUGUUGUACAAGCUGAAUUUCACAAUAUUUACAUUUUACAAAAGCUUCUAUUUCACCGAUCUAUCACUGAUGAAUUUAAGAAUUUAGUAUUUAUUUUCAAGUGAGAUGAUUUGAAUUGUGAUUUAUCAUUAUAAUGUUAUUUGAAUUAUUCUGUUUCGUUGUAGUACAUG
This is a messenger RNA of Bolinopsis microptera, 3614 nucleotides long. RefSeq lists its product as uncharacterized. The record is from RefSeq and is a predicted model, not a curated record. NCBI's taxonomy places the organism in Eukaryota, Metazoa, Ctenophora, Tentaculata, Lobata, Bolinopsidae. Gene Ontology annotation, molecular function: protein binding. The transcript is spliced from 20 exons. The coding region runs from base 92 to 3139 and encodes 1015 amino acids. Gene Ontology annotation, cellular component: nucleus; cytoplasm.